AAGUGUGCAUUCUGCAUUCGAAUGGUCGCCGAGGUUUCGUGAUCGAGCGCGAGAAACGACACGUCUGGGGCGAAUCGAAGUGAAUCGAAGCCGGGGAUCGUUAUGUUAAUGUUUCCGAACGGGAGUGUACAUAAAAUUAUACGCGUGGAACGUGGUCGGUGGUUUGUUGGAUCGAUGCGUGAGCGAUGAGCGACCUGCUGGGUGAGGAUCGAUCAAGUUUCGUGGAUCAUCGAGUGACUGUAACAACAGAGGCUAACAUUUACGAGACUCGUAUCUUGCACGAUAAACGUCUAUUUGUGGACUAUCAUCUUAGUACAUACAUAAGUACAUAUCCAUUCCCGCUCCAACUAUUACCUAGCAUCCCGGGUUAUAUCCCCGUUUAUAUAAGGCACGGGGAUCAACCAUUGGAGGAAAUAAAUCCCGCAUUAGCAGAGGCGUUUCACGAAGGAUCGAGCUUACCUAAGAAGAACUUAGCUAACGUCGAAGGUCCGGCCGCUAUCAGCCUCGAGGAGGACGAGGAAAGCAAAAUCCACGUGGAAGCUGUGCACGUCAGACAGGUGGAUAACGAUGUACCAACCAAAGACGAGAAGAUGAAACCAGCGGAUGAGGAACCGACGGAAACGUCCAAGAAUAAAACAGUCUCUCAGCCAGUAGUCAAAGUCCUACCGUUGACCGAAGAAGAAGAGAAAGCCCUGAAGGACCUCCGAGUCGAAAUUGAGGAGGAAACGGAGAAUUCGUACGGUGGGCCCCAUUCGAGCCCGAAUCCGAUCGAAUUAUCGUCGGACAAACCUCAACGCAGGAAGAACGUACGAACUUUUAGACCAGUUGUGAAAGUCGAUCAAAUCAUUAUCGACGAAUCAGUCAAACCGGAUCUUCGCCUAAGCGAGGACGCACGGCAUUCUUCCAUGGACGAGGACGCCUCCGCGUCCAUACUUACUGACGAAAUACUACCUGUCAAGGAACAACGUCUUCCCAACGUCCUCUCCAACGUUCGGAAGCUAGCCCUCACGCCAAAAAUGGCGCUUCAAUUGGAGAAGGAACGGAUAGAGAAUCAAUCGUUAGAAGAGAAAUCAAAAUGACACCCCUCGUAGUGAUACUUAUUUAUAGCAAUACGGAUAAUCGACAAUUUUGUGAUAAAUACUUGUUUAAAUAGA
Messenger RNA from Hylaeus anthracinus, 1154 nucleotides. RefSeq lists its product as uncharacterized. Lineage: Eukaryota; Metazoa; Arthropoda; Insecta; Hymenoptera; Colletidae. The record is from RefSeq and is a predicted model, not a curated record. The transcript has 5 exons. Bases 186 to 1079 code for a protein of 297 amino acids.